GUCGAUACUUAAAUGCAGAAUGUCUCUUUUUUACCCAACCAAAUUUAUAUUCCACAGAGUGUUACUGUUUGAGACCUCUAACAAGUAGCAUCAGACGCACUGUUUGUAGUUUUGAAGAGGCAGCUGGAUCCUGAAAGGAAAUCACACUAUUGAUCAACCAACUUGUAAUCCCUGUUGACAAAGUUAUGAAAUUGGAUCAUGAAUGUUUUGUUAACAGGUACUCAGUUUGUUUUCAAGGUUGGCUAAAAUGAGAUCAGUAAGAUGUGACAAAUGAAUUGGGCUGUGGGCGCUAAUUGUUACUUACUUCGGGCUGUUCUCACACAUGGGAAAAACUGGGACCUUGUCAGUGAGUCAUUAAAAACGUCUUGCAAGACGUUCUUGAAAGAUGAAAAUAUACAGGAUCUUUCAAAACAAAGUUGUUCGCUUCAGUAUAAAUAUAUUAUUGCAUCCGCACGUCAAAGAAAUCCAGGCGAUUUAACAGAGAGCCAACUCUUAAACAUUUCACUAGACCAUUAUACUACGUUGAGACGUGAGCAGUUGCAUGCUGCUCGGUUGGAGAUCUUGCGGGCUAUGAAGAUUGAGGAAGAGGAUGCGGAGAAGUUGCGACAAGGUCGGUAUUCUGAAAUUCCUCCAGACCGAUUACUAACUUACAGGAAAAGAUGUCGUGCACUCGGGAUUCCUGACAAAAUAGGUCGUUGUUUAAAUAUGGAACCAUUGUCUCCUGUUUCAGAGGAGAAUGACCGGACUAUCAGGAAUUUCCCCACUACAGUGCAACGGUCAAAUACUAAAAUUAGGAAAGAAACAGUUGACCAAAAUGGCGGUAUCUGGAUCCCUGUCGAGACCCCUUUUAUUUAUGAGUUGUUUGAAGAGAGAUGUGAUUACAUUCAGGAGUCAUCGUUGGCCAACUUCAUACGUGCUCAAGCUAUUAUAUCACAGAGACUGGGUUUCGAAGGACAUGAUGAUGAAAUCUCAAGUCUAGAUACUACAUCAUCAAUCCAGACUCACUCAGAGGUUACAAUUAUCCAUAACCAAGAAGUAAAAGUCAGAGAGUCACCCAGAGCUUCUGAACAGCUUAAUAACUUAGAUAGCGACUCAAGCAAAAUAAGAAUACAAGCAAGCCCUUCCAAGUGUUUGGAGAUUCUGGAUGAACCGGUUACUCCUAGUAGUUCUGCUCUUGUAAGCGAUUCGGAAACAUUGGCUUCUCCACACUUCACUCAGAGCCUUAAUUCAAGUCCUGCAUUAAGUCUUGCGGAAACUCAAUCACCAUCCUUAAAAGCCGUUAAUCUAAGCCGAAAGCAUAAUCAUACAAAGAGGAAAAUACAUACUCCUGCUGCUGUUUAUCAAAACCAAGUGGGAGAGUUCACUUCAGCUCUCAGUCCCUCAAUGUCUACCAAUCUCAAUAAUGAUGAACUUACAGAUGCAUCUCAGUCAUCAGUUUAUGUGGCCCGACGAUGGAGAAGAUCUCUUUUAUCAGCACUUUCUACAGUGUACAGCCAUCGUCACGCUUAUGUAUUUAUGCAUCCUGUAACUGAAGAUAUAGCUCCCGGGUACAGUACUGUUGUUUAUGAGCCAGUGGACUUAACGUCUCUUAGGCGCCGUAUGGAAUCCUCACUCAGUUACUUGAUUGGUUCUCAGCAGCCUUCCGCUUUAAAUCCAUCUGUUUCUUCUUAUCGGGUUAUCAUCGAGAUCGCAAGGCGUUUCAUUCGUGAUCUUUUGCUAAUGUUUAUGAAUGCAAGAAUGUACAAUAGUCAAAGUCACGAAGUCCAUCGAAUGGCUGGGGAGAUGUAUCAUGAUGUAAUUGGUGAACUUCAACCUCUUUGGUCUAUUAUGGCUGAGGACAUUCCAGGAUUCCCAUCUUUGCCUUUCUUGAAUUUACCUCCUCCACAGACUACGCGAUCCUUACAGCAACCUACUGUAGUGUCGACUGCCUCAACUACUAGUCCCUCACAUCCUGCUUCAUGUAUGCUUAAAGAUGAGGAGUCGAGUGCUAACAAACAGUCUUUUAGUUUUUUUAUGAGGCAAAACAAACGUCCUGCUCUUGAAGGUUCGUCUCCUUCUAGUCCACUGCCCCGUAAAUGUCGUCAUUCAUCUGGAAGUGAUUCUGUAGUCGGAGCUAUUACAACGAGAUCUAAAUAAAGUUAUUGCGUUGUUAAUAACAUUUUGUAUCUAAAGUAUUAAAGUUAUUGUAAAAUAUAAUAUUAUUUCGUAGCUGGUUUUAUUGUCUAUUCGUGUUUUAAUCUUACAGUUACGUGAAAACUUUAUAUGUUUCAUCUUCUAGAAUUUAUGAAUGCCUUUUAAGCUUAAAGCCAUAUCCAAUUUCGAUGUGACAAAAGAUGAACGCGAUGGGAAGGUUCGCGAUGUAUGUGAUCAUGCUGUUUGGAGCCUUUCUUCAUGUAAACCAGGUCAUGGUAUCGACCAAUUGCUGAGUGAAUCUACUGAUACAUUUUGGCAAUCAGAUGGCCCACAACCACAUUGUGUUAAUAUCCAGUUUCCCCGAAAAAUGGUUCUUUCAAAAUUAUGUUUAUACACUGAUUACAAAGUUGAUGAAAGUUAUACACCUAGUAGGUUGGCCAUACGAGUUGGGAAUACUAUACACGAUCUUAUCGAACUUCUAGAGGUCGAACUACAGGAACCUACUGGGUGGUCAGUGAUUCCACUAAACUGGCCUGAUGGAUCUCCGUUACGGACCUUCCUUUUACAGAUUGCCAUUUCAGCUAACCAUCAGAAUGGUCGCGACACACAUCUGCGUGCCAUCCGACUUCACAGUCCUGUGGAGUGUCGUGGCUUAAACACUUUAGCGCCUUUUGUGAGUCGCGAAGGUCGUGCUUUUAUGACUAUUCGUUAGUUUUUACUGUUUCUUCUAUCUCUUAAUUAUAAUUAAGUUAUGUUGUUCACUGCAUUUCAAAUCAUUUGCAAUCAUAGGUUAUUAGUUAUACCUAGUUACUUUGGUUAAUUUUGUGGUUUCGGCUGUCAUAUUUGUGCACUUCACUGUAUUAGUUUACAGUAGAUUAUUUGUUGAAUAUCUUAUAUUUGUUGAAGAUUUAACCACAUUGGUUUAUAACUAUUUAACCAUUAUGGUGAAGUAAUUAAAUAAUUUCUUCCACCUUUCAUUUCUGAAAGUUCAAUUUUUUAAUCUUCGUCUCAUUUAACAGUAUAUGACAAAUAUCACCCAGCACUUUCACGCCGAAAUUAUCUCAUAUGUGCGUAGAAUUAAGAGUAUAUUAAUUUCAUCUACGAAACUGGGUCUUUUAUUAGUUAAUGAGUUGAUCUUUCUUUGAUGCAUUGUACAGGUUUUGGAACUUUCUCCUUUUUGUUUUUUCGCUUAUGAAAAAACAGGCUCAUUCCCAACACUCCUUUCGAGUCUUAAGUUAGCCGUUAGUUACCUUUUAUCCAGAGAUCUUUCGUUAGAAGUAUUGGGUAUCACACAUAACAAAGACCAUCCUUUGGGAAUAAUUCGCUACCAGCUGUUAUGACUUGUGACCUGUAAAUUAUCACGCCAUAAGUUCGCCAAUCAGAACACGAUUUAUACAAUCUUAAUACUGUGUCAAACCAAUGGCGUGUUGACCGGUACGAGAGGUCCUUAUUAAACUAGACUUUAAGUUAUCUUACAUGAACGAAAACAAUUAAGAUUCAAUUCAAGUGAUUUUGAUAAAGUGUCAACGACACACGUCACACAGAUUGACUGAACAACUAACAUUCACUACAAAGUGAGGAAUGACGGUUUCGAAGAUAAUCCAAUAACACGUAACACGUGUACAAAUACCCUCAAACCAACUCAUCCUCCAUACCAUAUCCAUAAUUUAAAUCUGUGUAAAUCCGUUGCAGUCUGACUGAUUUAUAGGAUAAGAUGUCUCACCAAUGCUACAUCCUAUCAAUCCUAUGGAAUUCAUGAGUACACAGGUUAAUCUAAUAGUCGGAUCCGUUUGAUGAGCCAACGUACUUAAACGAUAUACCACCAACCAAACACAAUCUAGUUGGUCUAUCAUACACCAUUUUGUCAAACAAGUGUUUGAAUAUGUAAAUUCUGUUAUGACUUUUGUCCUGUUAAUUAUCACGUGGCGAAAUCGCCGAUCCGAACACCGACUUACAUGACCCUGUUCUUUUGCUAAACUAAUGACACGUCAAAACAGCACUAGCAGACUUCUGUCAACUCUGAACUCUUAUUGGUCCUUCUCGACCAGCACUGUCCGUUGAGUCCAGAAAGCGAUCUCAGCCUCCACGGUAUGAACAAUAUAUUUCAGACACACGAAGUUUAUGUACAGGCAAACCAGACCACAUAAUACUAUGAAUUAAAAAAUGACAAUUAUGCAGAAUCAAGUUGAGAAGUGGUUGUAAUUGUGAGGGACUGUAACUGAUGAAUUGGAGAAUAUCUUAAGAAUGGUAAAUCAUACGACAUUAGUCAAUAUGUCUGUUAUAACUUGUGGCCGAGUGGACGCCCAGUUAAUGUAUAACGUGAUAAGACCGCCAAACAGAGAGUAGCGAAUUAUCGAUUGGAACAGUGACACACGAAAAGCGUACGAGCAGUCUAUAGUACUAUUGGUCCUGCUUCUACCUAGCCCAGCCAUUUAAGUCCAGAACAAUUGCGGUAUGAAUCAUUAUAUUUCAAACAUACUGAGUUUAUAUACCAAUCAAAAUGACCACAUCGUACGAUAA
Messenger RNA from Schistosoma rodhaini, 4653 nucleotides. Lineage: Eukaryota; Metazoa; Platyhelminthes; Trematoda; Strigeidida; Schistosomatidae. The record is from the annotation of a GenBank genome assembly.